Messenger RNA from Selaginella moellendorffii, 558 nucleotides. RefSeq names its product 60S ribosomal protein L10. Lineage: Eukaryota; Viridiplantae; Streptophyta; Lycopodiopsida; Selaginellales; Selaginellaceae. Gene Ontology annotation, molecular function: structural constituent of ribosome. Gene Ontology annotation, biological process: translation; ribosomal large subunit assembly. The record is from RefSeq and is a predicted model, not a curated record. The annotation marks the transcript as partial. The transcript is spliced from 4 exons. Gene Ontology annotation, cellular component: ribosome; cytosolic large ribosomal subunit.
AUGGGACGCCGCCCCGCGCGCUGCUACCGCCAGAUCAAGAACAAGCCCUACCCGAAGUCGCGCUACUGCCGCGGCGUGCCCGACCCCAAGAUCCGGAUCUACGAUGUGGGGGCGAAGAAGAAGGGCGUGGACGAGUUCUCGUUUUGCGUCCAUCUGGUGAGCUGGGAGAAGGAGAAUGUGUCGAGCGAGGCGCUCGAGGCCGCGCGCAUCGCUUGCAACAAGUACAUGGCCAAGUACGCUGGAAAGGACGCCUUUCAUCUGCGCGUUCGAGUUCAUCCUUACCACGUCCUGCGAAUCAACAAGAUGCUCUCGUGCGCUGGAGCUGACAGGCUCCAAACUGGAAUGCGAGGAGCAUUUGGAAAGCCACAAGGGACUUGCGCACGAGUAGCUAUCGGUCAAGUUCUCCUCUCCGUUCGCUGCAAGGAUCACAACAGCGCCCACGCUCAAGAGGCUCUCCGGCGAGCAAAGUUUAAGUUCCCGGGUCGCCAAAAGAUCAUCGUGAGCCGAAAAUGGGGCUUCACCAAGUUCAACCGGGAUGAUUAUCUUCGCUGGAAGCAA